UGGUGGCUGAGGGGCGCGGCGGCUCGACCGCUUAAGAGGUGGCGGCAUCCGCGAGGAGAGCCAUGGGUCAAGCCGCCAAGGUUUUGCAGCUCUUUAGAACACUGCACAGGACUAGAAAACAAGUUUUUAAAAAUGACACCAGAGCAUUAGAAGCAGCCAGAAUAAAAAUAAAUGAAGAAUUUCUAAUUAAAAUAGGUUCCGAUGUUGAAUUGUUACUCCGAACAUCUGUUAUACAAGGUAUUCACACAGACCACAAUACACUGAAAUUGAUUCCAAGGAAAGACCUUCUUAUAGAAAAUGUGCCAUAUUGUGACUCACCAAUUCAGAAACAGUGAAUUUCUAGGAUAAAAGCAAGUCUUUGUAAUUUUUAAUUGUAAAAUAUAUAACUCUGGCAAAAGUCCUUAAAUGCAGUUAUUUUUCUUUAA
This is a messenger RNA of Condylura cristata (star-nosed mole), 425 nucleotides long. RefSeq names its product LYR motif containing 7 (gene LYRM7). The transcript is spliced from 5 exons. Bases 63 to 335 code for a protein of 90 amino acids. Gene Ontology annotation, biological process: mitochondrial respiratory chain complex III assembly. The record is from RefSeq and is a predicted model, not a curated record. NCBI's taxonomy places the organism in Eukaryota, Metazoa, Chordata, Mammalia, Eulipotyphla, Talpidae.